Molecule: messenger RNA, 1895 nt
Organism: Scaptodrosophila lebanonensis
Lineage: Eukaryota; Metazoa; Arthropoda; Insecta; Diptera; Drosophilidae
Gene: SmydA-2
Product: SET domain-containing protein SmydA-8
Exons: 4
Coding region: 1-1581 (526 amino acids)
Molecular function (GO): protein binding
Source: RefSeq, a predicted model, not a curated record
AUGACAACAUUGCCACCCACCAGCUGUGCGGUCUGCAAAGUGCGUGCCUCGCAACUCUGUGCUGGCUGCAGGAGCGUUGUUUACUGCAGCCGGGAGCACCAGAAAGAGGACUGGAAACGCGGACACAAGCAGCAGUGUAAGUGCUACGAGAUUGCCAGCAACGAGCUGCUCGGCCGUCAUUUACGCGCAACACGCGACCUCCAAGCUGGCGAGCAAAUAUUGCGUGAGGCACCGUUGGUCAUCGGACCCAAGGUCGCAUCGGCACCCCUGUGUCUAGGCUGCCACAGGCACCUGUUGCCGCCGGAGUCGCCGCACAGAAACUAUUACAAGUGCCGCCAUUGCAGUUGGCCGCUGUGCGGCAGUAAAUGCGAAGGCGCCCCCGCACAUGUUGAGGAGUGCAAGCUGAUGACGGCCAGCAAUUUUCAGUCUAAGAUCAACUACAGUGCAGGCGAAGAGGAGAAGAAGGAGUCCGCCUAUUGCGUCAUCAUGCUACUGCGCUGCAUGCAACUAAAGCACAGCAACCCCUCGGCCUACGCAAGGCUCUGCGCUCUGGAGGAUCAUUUGCAGGAGCGUCUGAAUACGCCGCUUUAUCAAGUGCUGCGCGCCAAUCUUAUUACAUUCAUUAAGACGGUGCUGGGCCUGCGGGAGUGGUCGGAGCUGCAAAUACUGCGCAUCGCUGCCAUCCUCGACACCAAUACCUUCGAGGUGCGUCAGCCGGAGCAGCGGCGCAAGAUUCGCGCCCUAUUCCCGGAAGCGGCGAUGAUCUCGCAUGAUUGCGUGCCCAAUAUGCGGCAUCGCUUCGACGAUGAGAUGAACAUCGUCUUUCUGGCCAAGCGCAAAAUAGCCAAGGGCGAGAUCCUCAGCAUAUCGUACACGCAGCCGCUGCGCAGCACCAUUCAGCGAAGACUCCAUCUGCGCCAGGCCAAGUGUUUCGACUGUAGCUGUGAUCGGUGCUCGGAUGCGACCGAGCUGGGCAGCUUCGUCGGCGCCCACCUGUGCGGCAAAUGCAAGGUGGGAAAGGUCAUAUCCUUGAAUCCGCUGAACAAUGCGUCCCCUUGGAAGUGUCAGCUGUGCAAUCUCAGGAAAACAGCGAAGGAAGUGCUUUCCCGGGAUGCACAACUGCAGCAGGAGCUUGAGAGUAUGGACAAAACAACUCCACUGGCCCUCGAAGACUUUAUACACCGGCAUCGCGUUGAGCUACAUGAGACAAACACGCAUGUCCUGCAGGCGAAGUACGCGCUGACUCAGCUUUAUGGCAAUGCCACGGGCUUUUUAAUGGAAGAACUGAGUGAGGCAGACCUCGAGCGUAAGGUGGAACUGUGUCAGGAGCUCCUUCAGCUUUCGGAUCUAUUUGAUGGCGGCUGGAGCAUAUUUCGGGGAAAUUUACUAUUAGAUCUGGAGGAGGCGCUCGUGUCCCAAGCAUCGCGCAUGGAAAACGCUGAUGCUUGUCAAGAAAAACUUCAGCAGGCAGCUGCCAUUCUGGAUGAAAUUUCAAACAUAAUGAAGCACGAAAGAGAAAUGCAACAAAUUAUAACUGAACGUCAACAGAUAUUGAACAACGCAGUGGAACGUUUUAAAUAAUGGAUGAAAAAUAAUAAAUUAAUAAUUAAAUUUGAAACAAACGAGUCCUCUACUUUUAAAACUAAAGUGUUGUAGCAACUAGCUUUUUAACAAGCAUUAUGCACACAGGUUCGCAGGCAAUAUUGAGUUUCCCGGAAACGAACAAAACGUUUUGAUAAAGACCAAAUGAAUAGGUUUUAUUUGUACAUUCAUCAACAUGAAAUGGUUGUGGAAAAAAGCCCGGGCUGACCACAAAUCAAAAUCAAUUUUCAACUGUUGUAAAUACCUAUCAUAAUAUAUUGUUAUAUCUCUACAAAUACAAUCAUUAUAACUUA